Balaenoptera acutorostrata (minke whale) is the source of this 1598-nucleotide messenger RNA. RefSeq names its product LIM and SH3 protein 1 (gene LASP1). NCBI's taxonomy places the organism in Eukaryota, Metazoa, Chordata, Mammalia, Artiodactyla, Balaenopteridae. Gene Ontology annotation, cellular component: focal adhesion. Bases 382 to 1161 code for a protein of 259 amino acids. The transcript has 7 exons. Gene Ontology annotation, molecular function: actin filament binding. The record is from RefSeq and is a predicted model, not a curated record.
GGCAAGGUCGUCUGUCCGCGCCUAGCCUCCGGGCCUAUCUCUCCAGGGCUCCUUUUGCUUGGGAGCUCACCUAGGCGCGUACCCCGGGUCCCGCAGUCCUCCCCGGAACCCGCCCCCGCGCAGCCCUGGGUCGCCCGGGGAGCGCGCCUCGCCGCGCGCGCCCCUGCCCGCGCCCGCGGCGCGUCCCCGCCCCGGUACAGCCCCUCCUCCCCGCUGUGUUUAUUAGGGGAAGGAGGGCGGAGGCGGAGGCCAGUUCCCUAGCUCCAGCCGCCGUCGCCGUCGCCUGUGCAGUUGCAGCCGCGGCCGUCUCCCGCCAGCUCGCUCCGGGGAAAGAGAACGUGCGCGAGCUCCGGCGUCCCCGCCCUAGCUUUUCCCGGAGCCAUGAAUCCCAACUGCGCCCGGUGCGGCAAGAUCGUGUACCCUACGGAGAAGGUGAACUGUCUGGAUAAGUUCUGGCAUAAAGCAUGCUUCCACUGCGAGACCUGCAAGAUGACACUCAACAUGAAGAACUACAAGGGCUAUGAGAAGAAGCCCUACUGCAACGCACACUACCCCAAGCAGUCCUUCACCAUGGUGGCCGACACCCCGGAAAACCUCCGCCUCAAGCAACAGAGUGAGCUCCAGAGUCAGGUGCGUUACAAGGAGGAGUUUGAGAAGAACAAGGGCAAAGGCUUCAGCGUGGUGGCAGACACACCCGAACUCCAGAGGAUCAAGAAGACCCAGGACCAGAUCAGUAACAUAAAAUACCACGAAGAGUUCGAGAAGAGCCGCAUGGGCCCCAGCGGGGGUGAGGGCCUGGAGCCGGAGCGCCGAGAUCCCCAGGACACUGGCUACCGGCGGCCCCAGGAGCAGCAGCCUCACCACAUCCCAACCAGCGUCCCAGUUUACCAGCAGCCCCAGCAGCAGCAGGCAGCCCAGUCCUACGGUGGCUACAAGGAGCCUGCAGCCCCAGUCUCCAUACAGCGCAGUGCCCCAGGCGGGGGCGGGAAGCGGUACCGGGCCGUGUACGACUACAGUGCCGCCGACGAGGACGAGGUCUCCUUCCAGGACGGGGACACCAUCGUCAACGUGCAGCAGAUCGACGACGGCUGGAUGUACGGGACCGUGGAGCGCACCGGCGACACAGGGAUGCUGCCGGCCAACUACGUGGAGGCCAUCUGAGCCCGCCGGGCGCCGCCCGCCCCAUCCGUCUUCAGUGCAUUCCGCAGCAUCGCAUCCGUCCUGGGCGUGACCUGUCCACCCUUUGGUGUCUCUGUUUUUUAAAAUCUGCAACAGCUUGUUUAUUCUCCCCCUCUUCCAGCUUCUUUUGCCAACUGAAGCCUUGUUCUGCCACUUUCGCGGCUCCUUCCUCUGGCAGGUUUUCCCCUUGACCAACUUCUUGGUUUUCUCUCUGGAUGGAACAGGUGUGGACCGCUCUGGGGGAAGCCGAGGCCCGUGGGGCUGGUCUGGGGGGGCGACCCGUCAGCUCCCAGGCCUCUGCCUUCUCUCUUUACUGCCCCAUCAGCCGCUCCUGCCCACCUCCUCACACACCCAAACAUUCCAGGCUGGGGUGAGCCCCAGACCCCCAGGACUCCCAGGGCGGCCGGGAGUUGCUCCCC